AUGGAGUCUUCGGUCGAUGACCUGGGCGACUUCACCAUUACCCUCGAAAUCAGCAAGGUUCAAUGGAUCUACGAGCAAGCAUCACUCAAGGUCCACAAGAUCGUUGCGAAAGAGCAUCUACGCGGACUAGUUCAUGUCCAGGGUGUACAUGAGCAAACCCUUGAUCGAGUCCAACAUGUCUUUCCUCACGCCAGAUACGAGUGGAAGAUCUGGCGUGCAGAUUACGGCGCAUAGAGUUAUUUGUGUAAGUUGUUGAGAUUCCGCUUUGUCGUCUAUAUAACACCAUCGUCGGACUAAUUGAACUUAUUCUUUCCAGUUGGAAAAGAUGCGCCCUACCCAAUUCCACAACCGUCCAAGUUCUCGACCCAAGAGACGCCAGAAAUACCCGCGAAACCAAUGACCCCAAGAAGCCAGACGACCUCUCCACCAAUGUUCGCUUUUCAAGGUUCGACAUUAUCUGCCUUACAAGAGCAGAAGGGUAGCAGCGUUUCUAGUCUCGAUUCGUCCGACACCACCUCCAGGUUAUCGACAGACUUCAACGCGUCCACAAGGUCUUCAACUCCAACUCCAACUCCAUCGCCAUCCUUCUCUCCAUCGCCGUCCUUUUCUCCAUCGCCAUCUCUUUCUCCAUCGCCAUCCUUCUCUCCAUCCCCAUCGUCGUCGCCAUCUCCCGCGCCAGACUCCUCUAUAUUAUCGACGUCGACAGAUAUCAGCUAUACCCCAAAAGCUUCAACUCAAACUCCACCGUCUGAACCAGCCUCCGCACCAGAAAGCAAAUCGUCAAUCUUACCUCCGACAAUUCCAUUCUCCUUCAAAACAAGCAGCCCCAAUGCAGAGUUCUCAUUCAUCCCACCAGUAGUACAUGCUAGCCCGCAACUACAAGAACAAAAACAACCGCAAUCGACACUAAGCCCAUUGAGACCCAUAGGUGGAGGAUUCGGCUGGUUCACUAUUGGUCGUGACGAGGCGAUGCAGGCGAGGGUUUUAUUUUUAUGA
Messenger RNA from Hymenoscyphus albidus, 996 nucleotides. The record is from the annotation of a GenBank genome assembly. NCBI's taxonomy places the organism in Eukaryota, Fungi, Ascomycota, Leotiomycetes, Helotiales, Helotiaceae.